AUGAUGGGAAAAUGUGAACAAGUUGGUCCAAUGAAUCGAAUUGAUUUAAUGCAAUUAAUGCUUGAAUCAGCAUCGAACGAGGAUUUUAUUCAAGAUGGUCAAACAUCUGCAGUGAAAAAAGAGGAGAAAGAUAACGAGCCACCACUAAUUCGAAAACUUACUAGACAUGAAAUUGCAUCUAACAUUUAUCUAUUCAUGCUUGCCGGUUAUGAAACAACAAGUACAGCACUUAGUUAUAUUUCUUAUGUUCUUGCAACUCAUCCAAAGGAGCAACAAAAAUUACAAGAACAUAUUGAUAUUCAUUUCGAUCCUAAAACAGAAGAUGAUAUGCCAUCUUAUGAUACAGUAUCACAAAUGGAAUAUUUAGAUAUGUUUAUUCGAGAAACACUUCGCAUGUAUCCCAUUGUACCAGUAGUAGUCAAUCGGCAAAGUUCAGAAGAUUUUCAUAUCGAAGGUAUUGGUACGAUUCCAGCUGCAUGGAUUCCAUUUGGAGCUGGACCAAGAAAUUGUGUUGGAAUGCGUUUUGCUUUUGUUCAAAUCAAAAUGGUACUUGUUCGUCUUCUUAAAACAUAUUCAAUAGUCGGUUGUGGUGAUCAAACAUGUAAACCAUUCGAAAAUCUCAAAGAAUAUAUCGUAAUUGCACCAAAACAAGUUAUUGUUCGUUUACAACGUCGAAAUGAACAUUAUAAUUAA
Rotaria sp. Silwood1 is the source of this 693-nucleotide messenger RNA. The record is from the annotation of a GenBank genome assembly. Lineage: Eukaryota; Metazoa; Rotifera; Eurotatoria; Philodinida; Philodinidae.